ACCAACCGGCGCUGCAAGUCCAGACGCGCUGAUCUCAACCACUGCAAAAGGCCGGAUCCAACGUGGCGGUCAAUUGCGUGCCGGAAAGAUAUGCUUAGUGCAUUGCACGACUCCUUUUGGGAUGUAUCUGUCAGAUUUCGAAGUCUGCGCGGCCCGAGCCUCCCUGAGGAUGUAUCGCGGCCCCCUUAUAUAUCUCAUAGAAUGGUGCCCAGGCGCAAUUAACCUACGAACAAGCGCUGAGCACCAUCCAAACUAUGCGAUUGUUUGCUCGAUUAUUAGUGCAACUUUUACCACUAUAAACUCCGACUUUGCUUUUCCGAGAAUACAAACAACCAAUCACUACUAGCAAGGAUUCGUCCAGCGCCAUGGCUGGCGGUAAGCGACCCGAUGUGCACCCUGUGAUAGACCUCGAGAAGGACAUGGUAGGAUGGGACAGCGAGGAUGACCCAACGAAUCCGAGGAAUUUCCCUGUGUCUCAGAAGUGGUUUUUGAUGAUACUGGUCAGUACCAUCACAUUCAUCAGUCCAUUCGCGUCUUCUGUCUUCUCUCCAGGUGUGGUGUACGCGGAAGAGGAAUUUGAUGUCACAUCGACUAUCUUGGGAACUCUCUCGGUCACAGGUUAUCUCAUCGGUUAUGUAACUGGUCCUCUCUUUUUUUCUCCGCUAAGUGAGAUGUACGGCCGACGGAUCGUCCUCAGUGCGGCCAACACGUUCUUUGUCGCCUUCCAGAUUGGCUGCGCGCUAGCCCCCAAUAUCUCUGCACUAAUCGUUUUUCGUUUCCUGACGGGCGUCGGUGGAUCGGCUUGUUUGACCACAGGUGGUGGUGUGGUGGCCGAUUUAUUUGUGGCCGAACAGCGUGGAAUUGCAAUGGCAGUUUAUACUACGGGUAUCUUGAUCGGACCUGUUCUGGGACCGCUUCUUGGAGGUUUCAUUGCUCAGCGAGCGGGUUGGCAUUGGGUGUUCUGGGUGCUGGUCAUUGCGGGCGGCACGCUCUCUGCUCUGGUCAUGAUUUUCAACCGUGAGACCAACCACGUCGUAAUCAUACGCCGCAAGACCGAGCGCCUCCGCAAGGAGCUCAAUCGUCCCGAGCUAUACAGCUGUUACGAAACCAAUGGAGCGGACGCCAAAGGUUCUUAUACAAGCACUCUCGGCAAGCGGCUGAUCAUGCCAUUUUACCUCUUGGUCCGUUCGCCGAUCGUCUUCCCAGUUGCCACCUAUCUGGCCACACUCUACGGAUGUCUCUACUUGCUCUUUACCACAGUGACCGAUGUCUUCAAGAAGUCCUACGGCUGGAGCACGGAGAUCAGUGGCCUCGCGUAUCUCGGUCUCGGUGUCGGCUUUAUCAGUGGCCAGAUAGUCUUUGCCUUGGUCAGUGACCGUAUCAUCACACGGUUGAAGUUGCGCAACAACAACGUCUUUGAGCCGGAAAUGCGUUUGUCCAUCACUAUCGUCUUUGCCUUCUUCAUCCCCGUCUCGUUCUUUUGGUACGGAUGGUCUGCGCAGGAGCAUACGCACUGGAUUGUGCCGAUCAUUGGCCUGGCGCCUUUUGCGUUCGGCAUGGUGGGUAUUUACAAUACAUUGCAGACCUACGUGAUCGACUGCUAUCCUCGGUAUGCUGCCUCCGGUACCGCCGCGAUGGUGGUCACACGGUCGCUGAUGGGUGCUCUGCUGCCGCUGGCGGGACCGCGCAUGUACUCGACAUUGGGCUACGGAUGGGGUAAUUCCCUGCUGGGAUUCGUUACACUUGGCAUGAUCCCCGUGCCAAUGCUGUUUUACAAGUUUGGUGGCAGCGUCAGAAAGUCAUCUCAGUUGGAACUGUGAUGGGUUGUGCGGUUGUCACACGAUUUAUCAGAAAAGCAUGGACAAAGUGAGAGUGAGGCUUGGGGGAACCAUGCAUCGAAGAGAUUGGGUAUAAUUCUUUCAGUUCUGUUUCGUUCGUAUAUUAUUACAUGCACAUAGACUUGAGCUCCCUGGGAGUCUCAUGUGGCGUUUUGGCGAUGGGAAGAUGAUGAGCCAGUAUAAGGCUGUUUCAGGAUUGCAUACAGGGAAUUGGCUAGUCAUGUCAAUAUGUAUAUUGAUUAUUAUGAUAGAAAAUUAGCAAAGCUGGACGGAAAACGAGGAAGCCGACUACUUGAAUCCGAGGAGAUCGUCGAUCAGUGCCGAUCCUCGGCAGCUAUUUUGCGGAGAAAAAUAACAU
Messenger RNA from Aspergillus eucalypticola CBS 122712, 2196 nucleotides. RefSeq names its product MFS transporter. The transcript has 6 exons. Gene Ontology annotation, molecular function: transmembrane transporter activity. The coding region runs from base 366 to 1820 and encodes 484 amino acids. Gene Ontology annotation, biological process: transmembrane transport. Lineage: Eukaryota; Fungi; Ascomycota; Eurotiomycetes; Eurotiales; Aspergillaceae. The record is from RefSeq and is a predicted model, not a curated record.